CGGCGCACAGGCUCGCGCUACGGCAGUGGCGCUGGGAGUCUCGCGUUCGCGGUGCCGUUACUCGCAGUCGGGCGGCGGCUGAGGCUCGGCGCACAACGCAGGUAGCGCGUUAGCAGCAGCAGCGGAGGCACCUCGGCGGUCGCAGCCCCUGCGCUGGUGCAGCUACCCUCGCCUGCUCCGCUCUUCCCUCGCUCGCACCAUGGCUGAUCAGCUGACUGAAGAACAGAUUGCUGAAUUCAAGGAAGCUUUCUCUCUAUUCGAUAAAGAUGGUGAUGGCACCAUCACAACAAAGGAACUUGGAACUGUCAUGAGGUCACUGGGUCAGAACCCAACAGAAGCUGAAUUGCAGGAUAUGAUCAACGAAGUGGAUGCUGACGGGAAUGGCACCAUUGACUUCCCAGAGUUCUUGACCAUGAUGGCUAGAAAAAUGAAAGAUACAGAUAGCGAAGAAGAAAUCCGUGAGGCAUUCCGAGUCUUUGACAAGGAUGGAAAUGGUUACAUCAGUGCAGCAGAACUGCGCCACGUCAUGACAAACUUAGGAGAAAAACUAACAGAUGAAGAAGUAGAUGAAAUGAUCAGAGAAGCAGAUAUUGAUGGCGACGGACAAGUCAACUAUGAAGAAUUCGUACAGAUGAUGACUGCAAAAUGAAGACCUACUUUCAACUACUUUUCCCCCUCUAGAAGAAUCAAAUUGAAAUCUUUUACUUACCUCUUACAAAAAAAAAAAAGAGAAAAGAAAAAAGUUCAUUUAUUCAUUCUGUUUCUAUCUAGCAAAACUGAAUGUCAAAAGUACCUUCUGUCCACACACAAAAAUCUGCAUGUAUUGGUUGGUGGUCCUGCCCCUAAAGAUCAAGCCCCCACAUCAGUUUUACAGUAUAAAUACUCGUACUACCUUAUAAGGAAGCACUUAGUGGAGUCCUUAAAGUUCCAUUUGCUAAUGAUUAAUACACUGUUUGGGCUGGCCAGUUUCUCAUGCAUGCAGCUUGACGAUUUAGCACAGUCAGGCAUUUGUAUUAAAACUGAAAAAUGGAAAAAACAAAUUCAAAAUCUUGUCAGAUGGGUUCUAGUCCAAUCUGUUCCGAUAAAUUGUCAGUAGCCAGUUUACUGCAAACAUUUAAAAUUGGUUUACCUCAGGAUAAUGUGCAGAAAAUGGGUGAAGGCUAACCUUUGAGACAGAGCCCCAGAAGUAGGAUGGACCUCUUGUACUUCAAGUGCUCCAAUCCCACAGUGACAAUGACACCCUGGUGGCAUGCCCAAGUAUGGUGGUUUAGUGCUGUGUGCAUUGUGUUAGAGUGAAAUGAACAUCAAGGCUGUCACCAAAUCACACAAAUUUUUAAUAAGAAAUGUUUACCAAGGGAGCAUCUUUGGACUCUUGUUUUAACACCUUGUGAACCAUGACUCGGAGCCAGCAGAGCAGGCUGUGUCUGUGGACUUGAGCACAACCAUCAACAUUGCUGUUCAGGAAAUUAUAAUUUACGUCCAUUCCAAGUUGUAAAUGCUAGUCUUUUAUUUUUUUUUUUUUUUCCAAUAAAAAGACCAUUAACUUAAAAGUGGUGUUAAAUGCUUUGUAAAGCUGAGACCUGAAGGGGACAAGGACAAGGCAGUCGGAGGGGAGGUCAGCGUACAUGCAAGCAGCCAUCAUCCAGUGUGAACUGGAUUUCCCGCCCAGAUUCUGUAGCAUCAGCUCCUGACACCUGGCAGAUACUGAGUUCAUCAUCUAUGACCAUGUAAGUCUAGUUAACGUUUUCUGUGUGUGCGUGCGCAAAUCACAGUCCGUUGAUCUGUUCAGGCAAAGUAGAGCCCUCGGUGAGCAAAAGCCUGUUCCGAAGCAUGCAUCUCCUCUGUGCUGCUGCCGACCCUUUGUAAGUACAUGAGGCCAUCUGUGCAGGAGACAUGAUUUAUUAUCUGUGUAAUUCAAUGCUCACUGAACGAUGGAAGCAGUCCGGUCAAAGACCCUAGCAGUCACCUUUGAUUCGGUUUGAACAUUGAUGAUUAUACUUAACUUUAGUCUCUAUACCUUUUUUUUUUAUUAAGUUGACUGCUUCUUCUCCCCAUAACUAGAACUGCUGCUUAAGACUGACUUGAAAGCAACAAAACAAAGCUAUAUGUCCCAGAGUGGAUUUCAUUUCUAAUUAUAACCCUGUAACCAAAACUCAAGACGUGCCGGAACGGGUCUAUUUUAAAAGCCCCCACCCCCUUAGAAGCGUGUUGCAUUUAGUACAGAGCUCAUCUGUGAAACAAGGGCCUUGUACAUUUUUCAGGGUGUUAACUGGUUGUAUCUGAUUGGCCCAGGAGCUUUGAUUUCCGAGUGCGGGGGUGGUGGCAGGGCACAGUGGCAGGCCUCUAGCAAGGUGACGAGAAGCCCUCGGCAGCCAGAUGGGUGCAUUCGGGGCUAAUACGUAGACCCUUGGCUUCUCCCUCUCCUGCUCCCUGUCCUCCUGGCGUUUUAUAGCUCCUUGGAAUUCUUUUCCGCCAGGGGUUGGGUCAGAGCAGUGGAGAGGGAGACCUUGCCUGAGCGCUUCUGCUCGUCCUUGGACUGGGUGGCUGGCAGAAGGUUGAUGCACUGUAAAUUGACUUCUGAAUCACUAGGUAUUCCUAAGAAUUGGGGAUUCCCUUCUGGUAAGAGAACUGAGGGUUCCAGGUGAAGGAAGUGAAUGGCAGUAGGUGUGUCUUGUGAGUGGAUUGAAUUGCCCAGUGGCUGACCCAGUCUCAGGCUUGUGGUCUGUAACCUCUUGGUAGUUUCAAAGGGGGUUGGAGGUGACUUAACUUUUUUUAAACUUGCCUCCUAUCUUUUACCUUCUACCAAGUCUUUGUAGAAGCUGAGUAGACUCCACAUUAGCAGCCCCAUAGCCUGUCCCAAAAGGCUACCUUUGAAACAGGAUUCUUGUGUGGCCAGGAAUCCUGUGUGGGAACCAGAGACCCUCAAGGAAUGUAAGCUGAGGUUCAGAGCUGCAGGAGGCAGAGUCCCCCCACCUCCUCGGCCUUCUUGGAUCCCGGGGCACAACCAGCCCAGAGCUUGGUGUUGGCAGUCUGAGUUUGUAAGGGGGAAAGAGUGGGGUGUCAAGGCAGUACCUCUGAAGUUGGAUAGCACUUUCCUGUAAACUGUCUCUCACUUAUAACUACUCUAUAAAUAUAUACAUAUAUUUAUAUAUAUAUAUAUAAAGUGACUAGUUAAAACUGGCAUCCUGCUUUAGCCUGAGACUUGCCCUAAGAAACUGCUGAGUCCUUGGCACACCUUCAUAGUGUGUUCUCCGUCUGUUGGGGGGAGCUGUUGAGCAAGGCAAACCUCUUGAUAGCUCAGAUGGGCUUUAAUGUGCUGUUGCCAGGGAAGGCUUUUUCUGAUUUUUUGACAAAUCUUUGCACACUUUAAUUGGUGUCUUUGAGAAACUUAAAACACGUUGAAGAUGAGCUAUUGUACAUAUUUUUAUAUUCUCUUUAUAAGUGCAUGUCCACCUUGUAACCAUAUUGUAAUGAAUGGCUGUCCAGUAGGCCUAGCGUUAACUGUCACACAAGAGGGAUAGCAUCUGUCAUUCGCCCCUCAGCAUCCUGGGAACUUCUUCUCGAAUGAAGAAUGUAAAUUUGGUUAGAUCAACUCCUGGUUCAAGUAUCUUAACCAUUUGAAUGAUUUAUUGUAUGUCCUACGUAGACUUCUCUUUGGCAGCAACGAGAUUUAUAAUGAUGUGUCUCAACUGACCCCCUCAGCCAGCAGUCACCUGCUUUUCUUUUUAAUACCCCUUGAAGUUGUCCUGUAGGAGACAAAUUCUUUGCUAUCUAUCCCUCUGAAUAAGAAGGCAGGGAUGCGUGUUCUCCUAGACCUACUACAAUGUUCACUAAACACCUAUAGCAAAGAUGGUGGUAGUCCUGCUACUGAAGUCACCCUUCACUGUGGCUGUCUGAAAAGGAGAUGUACUUGAAUGUUCUGUAAAUCUUGAGAUAAACUGUUUGGGGAUUUAACCACCUCUCUGAUGGGGGACCAACUCUAUGGAAAUUGUAAAUAAGUUUUAUUUAUAAACCUGGCACUGUAUUCAAUAAACAUUUCUGCAGCCUUUCAUCUCUUAA
This is a messenger RNA of Meriones unguiculatus (Mongolian gerbil), 4059 nucleotides long. RefSeq names its product calmodulin 1 (gene Calm1). The record is from RefSeq and is a predicted model, not a curated record. Lineage: Eukaryota; Metazoa; Chordata; Mammalia; Rodentia; Muridae. The coding region runs from base 200 to 649 and encodes 149 amino acids. Gene Ontology annotation, molecular function: calcium ion binding. The transcript has 6 exons.